This is a messenger RNA of Closterium sp. Naga37s-1, 2067 nucleotides long. NCBI's taxonomy places the organism in Eukaryota, Viridiplantae, Streptophyta, Zygnematophyceae, Desmidiales, Closteriaceae. The record is from the annotation of a GenBank genome assembly.
AUGAACCAUCGAAGAGCCCAUGUAUGCCAAGCACCCGCGCCCUCCGCAACCUCUCCGCGUGCCCCCCUCGUACUGCUCCUCGCCUACACCGUCGCUUUCGCGCUGCUCGCGCUCUGGGCUCUCUCCGCCUCCCCCUCCGCCCUCUGCGCCCCGCUCCUCUCGCCUCUCUUCCCGCCGCCCCGGUCCGCAGCUGGUGGUCGCAACGGCUCGGCAGAUGGCGCACACGGCGCGCAAGGGGCGCGAGGGCUGCAGAUGGCGCACGGGGCGCACGAGACUGAAUGGGUAGACACGGAGGCGGGAGUGGAAGGGGUUCAUCUCUUCGAAGCAGACCGGUCGAGGGGAGUUGAUAGGGAAGGGGAUGACGCUAGCGAGGUCGCUCGGGGAGCAGCGGCAGCAACAGCAGAGGCGCAAGCGCCCGCGCAAGAGACGGCGCAAGAGACGCAAGAGACGGCGCAAGAGAAGCAAGAGACGGCGCAAGAGACGGCGCGGUUCUUCCUGUACCGGCUGAUCGGCAACAACAUGGCGCCGCUGCAGUGCGCGGGGCAGCUACUCCGCAACACGCUGUACGCGCUACAGCACGAGGCGCGCGCGCUGCGCGACUGCCGGCGGCUGUGGGUGGUGAACCACGUGGUGAACGGCACGGAGCGCGCGCUGCUGCUGGACGCGCUGCUCGCGCACGGCGUGGCGCCACAGCUCCAUGCCCCUUCCUGCCUCUUUCAUUCCCCCUCUUUUUCUUCCUUGAUUCCCCCUUCCUCGAUUCCCCCUUCCUCGAUUCCCCCUUCCUCGAUUCCCCCUUCCUCUUUCCUCACUCCUCUUUCCUCCCUCCUCUUUCCCCCUUCCUCUUUGCCCAUUCCUUGUUCCCCCUUCCUCUCUCCCCCCCUUUCCUCUCUUUCCCCCCACUCUCCUCACUCAUCUCCCCCCACUCCUCUCUCCCACCUCAUCUCGCCGUGUAGGACAUUCUUGUCCGUCGGAUCAACUACUCGCACAUCGCCACCCUUCCUGAGUCUUCCUGGACCGAGGCUGUCACAGAACGAGGCGCGCAACUUCAUAUUGGACCAUGGCAGGGCGGAGGGGGCACGGUGGGUGCUGGCGUUUGACGGCAACCAGUUCAUCACCGCGCACGCCUGGGACCUCAUUCGCCACGCUGCUCUCAGGCAUGAGCAGGCCGGGCUGAAGCUCUUCAAGGUGCCCAUGUACCGGGUGUACGAGGAGCAGUCGCCGCGCUGGCUGGCCUCUGGCACGCGCUUCCACGUGCUGCAGCGCUUCGCCCCGCAAAUGUGGGAGAGCCAAGUCGCCUUCCGCAACGACUCGCCUCACCGCUACACCGAGGGUGAGCAGCGCUGCACCGAGGGUGAGCAGCGCUGCACCGAGGGUGAGCAGCGCUGCACCGAGGGCAUGGCAUACGGGCGAGACAACAAGCUGGAGCUGAUCGACCGCGCGUGCGGCACGGGGCGCUUCGAGGAGGAGCACGCGCUGCGCCGCCGCCAGCAGGUGGAGCAGCGGUGGCGGCAGAAGCAGGAGGAGCAGAAGAGGCGGAGGGAGGAGCAGAAGAGGCGGAAGGGGGAGCAUGAUGAGGAGACAGAAGGGCAGCAGCAAGGGCAGGCGCAGCGAGGCCGGCGCUUGGUGCAUGUGGAGUGCGGUGCAGGCAGCAGGUUCAAUCACUCGAGCGCGCAGGACUAUGAGGGGGGGAAGGGUGCAGGGGGGGAGGGUGUGGCACAAGAGGCGGAGCACGGUGCUGUGCUGCCUGUGCUGGGAAAGGCAGUGCAGCAGCAGCGGCGGCUACAGGAGGCGUUGCAGGUGGACACGGGGCAGUGCGGGUGCCACAGGGAGGUGGGGCGGGACCACCGCAUUAAAGAAGCAGACCCCGCCGUGGCACACGCGUGCGGCUACACGGUGCGCCUCUGGUACUUCCCCUGCCCCGGGGUGGAUGGUAAGCGGAUCUUCGUGGAUAAGAAGUACCGGGCGGCACUGAGGGAGGAGGGGCACCGCCGUCUAGCUCAGCAGAUCAAAGAGGCUGUGCGGCAGGCCGUGGGCAGUGGAGGAGAGGCGUCCAUGCAGGAUGGCUAG